UUUUUAUAGAUAUACGUGCUUUUUAUGUACGUCCACAUUCUAAUUCUAUAUUUUAUUUUGAGGAUGUGAGUACCUGUGGGCUACCGAAAAGCAUUAAAGACUUUCCAUGACUCCAAGGCUCCAAAAGAUCCAAAACUGCUGCACUGCGUUACAAUCUAAAACUAGCUUGCUGAUUAUAUGACUAAAUUAAUAUUGUGGAGUGAAUACUUGCAAUUAUUCCCGCAGUCCCAUCAUGACAGCUGCAACCACCUCUAAUUAUUCCAUCUCUCGUAUUCUCCGUUUCCCUCCCCAGUCUUCGGUCCACUGGGCCUAAACCUUUCUCCAGCCUCCCGUCCUCUUUUCUUUUGUACAACUCUCUAGCCUCCGUUAGCUUCUUCUGUGGCCCACCUGUUUCUCUAGUUGGAUGCUUAAAGCUCUGCCAUCCUGCCACCUGUUUCUCUUUCUCCAUGCAUCUCACUCCCCAUCUCACUCCGCUUCAUCAGCUUCGCAGACACUCGUUUAUGGGUCCGAAACGUUCCGAAGAAGAUAAAUGAGACUGAUUUUUAUUAUUAUUAUUUCGAAAAUAGCCUUAAUUUUUAUUUCGACUACUUUUUGCGGACAUCCAGGUGACGGUGCUUUGUAAGCUGUUCCAUUUUUAGGUCUGUUUAGCACUGUCGGCUUAGCAUCGCUCUUUACCAAACGAAUCACCCCUCUCUCACUCGAUCACGUCAAAUCUCAUUACCACCAUCUCCUCACUCUCAAAAAUCCUGUUUUUACGCAAUCAAAUCCCCUUCCGCCCCUGCGUUCCUCUCCAAAAUCCAAUUUUUAAGCAAACAAAUCCUGUUUCCACCCCUGCAUUGCUCUCCAAGAUCCAAUCUUUCAUCGCAUUCUUUCCAACCUCCGACCUUUAUCACAGGGCCCAGUUUUCAUCCCUCCUUCUCCACUAUUGCAUUAAGAAGGAGGAGGAGGAGGAGGAGGGGAUGUUGGACUCUGAUCUCUCCAAGCCCACGGCCAUCUUUGGCCUCCGCCUGUGGGUGGUGGUGGGCAUCUGCGUCGGCGCCGCCUUCGUCUUGUUCCUCUUCUUCCUCUCCCUCUGGUACGCCUCCAAGCGCAGGACGACCCCGACUAUCCCAAACUUCUCCAAAGAAAUCCAAGAAGUCCGCGCCGACCGCCCUUCCCGCCACUCCGACCCCAAGUCCUUCGCUCAAUUCCUUCGAAACCCCCCCUCCGAUUCCCAGCCCCCUGUUCGCCUCCCUGUCAAGCGGCAGCCGGAGGAGGAGACGCCAAUCGGGCUCCAGAAGAUCCGUGUGGAAACCGGCAAGGACCACCGGAUCACCUUCCCGGAGCGGGGGAGCGGUGGCGGGUCGUCGCAUGGGAGCGGCGAGAGCCGGGCGGUGGAGCAGGCCUCGCCGGCCGUCCCCGAGGUCUCUCACUUGGGGUGGGGGCACUGGUACACUCUCAGGGAGCUCGAGGUGGCGACCAAUAUGUUUGCUGAUGAGAAUGUCAUCGGAGAAGGCGGGUACGGGAUUGUGUAUCAUGGCGUUUUGGAAGACAACACUCACAUUGCUGUCAAGAACUUGCUCAACAACAGAGGUCAAGCUGAGAAGGAAUUUAAGGUAGAAGUGGAAGCAAUUGGACGCGUUCGGCACAAGAAUCUAGUGAGAUUACUUGGAUAUUGUGCAGAAGGUGCUCAUAGGAUGCUCGUAUAUGAGUAUGUGGAUAAUGGCAACUUGGAGCAGUGGCUUCAUGGGGAUGUUGGACCCGUUAGCCCUUUGACAUGGAAGAUUCGGCUGAACAUAAUACUUGGAACAGCAAAAGGGUUACUUUACUUACAUGAGGGUCUCGAACCAAAGGUAGUUCACCGUGAUAUUAAAUCAAGCAAUAUAUUGCUUGAUAGGCAGUGGAAUUCGAAACUUUCAGAUUUUGGCCUCGCUAAGCUCCUGGGCUCGGAGAGUAGCUAUGUCACAACUCGCGUGAUGGGAACAUUCGGUUAUGUGGCUCCUGAAUAUGCCGGCACUGGUAUGUUGAACGAGACGAGUGAUAUUUAUAGUUUUGGGAUUCUUAUUAUGGAAAUAAUAUCUGGUCGGAAGCCGGUUGACUACAGUAGGCCUCCAGGAGAGGUUAAUCUGGUAGAGUGGCUAAAGGCACUGGUCAGCAACCGCAAUUCUGAGGGACUUUUGGAUCCGAAGAUGCUCGAGAAACCUUCUUCAAGGGCAUUGAAACGGGCACUCUUGGUAGCACUGCGCUGCGUGGAUCCUGAUUCACAAAAGAGGCCGAGGAUGGGCCAGGUGAUACAUAUGCUUGAAGCUGAUGAUUUCCCAUAUCGAGAUGACCAUCGAGCUGGACGAGAUCCGGGGCAAACUUGCCAUGACUCUCCACAGGCAAAAGCAAGAAUAUUAGAAAAGCCAGAGAUGGAAAGAAGCGAUGGCAGUUGCAGCGAGAAUAGCAACAUGUCGAGCAGCCUGCUAGGUGGAGAGAGCAAGAGGAAUAACUAAGCAUCAACAUUCAGUUGGAUUAUCUAUCCAAGGUCUAGUAUGCUCCAUUGACUCAGAUUAAUCAUGCAAUUAAAUUAUUAAACCUCGUCCUGUUGUCUGUAAAUGCAGUUCCAGCUUAGUGUACAUGCUUGAAGUCCUAUAAAGUUUUGUGCACUAUUCAUUCUGCUGUCUUUUAUAAUUUGAUUUAUAUGUCUCAACUAAAGUUGGGUAGGUGGUACAGGGAUGCCAAGGGAGGACUGUUUACUUAUUGUGUGGCCUAUUUCCUAUGGGCUUUUUUUAAAGGGUAAAUUUUAUAUAUGUAAUGUUUGUUCUAUGUUUGACCAUCAGUUUUGUUAAAUUACACCGAGAAAGUAAUGCUAAAUCUGAUGUUUUAUUAA
Messenger RNA from Phoenix dactylifera (date palm), 2851 nucleotides. Lineage: Eukaryota; Viridiplantae; Streptophyta; Magnoliopsida; Arecales; Arecaceae. The record is from RefSeq and is a predicted model, not a curated record.